This is a messenger RNA of Eublepharis macularius, 1196 nucleotides long. RefSeq names its product mitochondrial ribosomal protein L40 (gene MRPL40). The record is from RefSeq and is a predicted model, not a curated record. The transcript is spliced from 4 exons. Lineage: Eukaryota; Metazoa; Chordata; Lepidosauria; Squamata; Eublepharidae. The coding region runs from base 68 to 688 and encodes 206 amino acids. Gene Ontology annotation, cellular component: mitochondrial ribosome; mitochondrial large ribosomal subunit.
AAAGCGAUUGCUGGUUCGUCUUGCGGCGGGAUUCGAGCUCCUCCGGGACGAAGCUUUCGUUGAAGGCAUGUUAGCCCGGGUUGCGGCCUCAGGGGUGCUGAACCUGCUUCGCUGCCAAGCAAGAGGCUCCUUGUGUAGCUCCCAGUUAACCUGCUAUGUUCAAGGCCGAGAAAACCACUGGCAGUCUUCACUUAUGGGACUCAGCACAGCUCUACCCAUGAGAGCAGAACCAAGGAAAAAGAAGAAGGUGGAUCCUAGAAGAGAACUAGCCAUAAAGGACCGGAUGAAGAAGAGGUUAAAAAAAUUGGAAAAAGCUCCUCAGGAGCUGAUUCCUAUUGAAGACUUCAUUACACCAUACAAAUACAUGGAUGAAGCAAGGGUUCGAGACACCUCCCCCUUGUCCUUUGAGGAGAGCGAAAGGCGAGCCCUCCUUAUGAAGAAGUGGGCUCUGCACAAGCAGCAGCAGCACAAGGCAGAGAUGAAAACCAUCCGAACCCUGCUGGAAGCCCAGGAAAAGGCAUUAAAAGAGCUGCGGCUUGAAUCGGAGGAACUGUAUCAGGCAGCGAUUCGGCGAGACGACGACUUGUUUCCUUUCGAGAGGCAGGAGCCGGUGUACACACCCCCGCUGCCUACUUUCGAGGCUCCCGAAGGGAAGUGCAAUGAUGUCACUAAAGUGUAUACACACUGAUGGGGAAAGGUUGCCAUGCAACGGCCAUGCUCCAUUCACUAAAUUCAAGCCUUGGUGGAUAAAUUUGGUUAUCGGUUAGUUCUGAAGUUCUAGUAGCAGACGGCUGUUUUGUUAACCUAUUGUGCAAACAAAUCCAGUACAAAACAAGAACAAAUCUCACUUUUUUGGAGUGGGGGGGGGGUGUCACUUUUGAAUAAUUGUGGAUACCCACUUUUUUCUUCUGGAGUUUUCAAUAUGCAUUUGCAUUCAUUUUGUCCCUUCUAAGAAGCUGAGGUCCAUGUGCUGUAUAGAGAUCCUUCCCCCUUGUUUUAUUCUUAUAACAACCAUGUGAAGUAGGUUAGGCUGAGAGAGCGAUGGGCCUGAAGACACUGUAUGUUUCGUGGCUGAGCAAGGGUUUGAACUUGGGCUUGUCCACAGCCAGUACGCUAAUCACUCCAGUACUGCUGGCUCUACUUUCCACAACUCAUUUUGAAAAACAUAAUUAAAAGGCCCUGGCAUUUUUACUGCA